GCCGUGUUUCUACACCCCCACCCUUCCACUCGCAUUCUUUUUGAGGAUCUUUCAUUGUCAAGCCGCCAAAGUGGAGAGUGUGAUCGCAGAGGGGGGUGCUUCUCGUUUCAGCGAGUUCCUGGGGAAAACCCCGGGGCCUGGCGUUCAGAGAUGGGUUCCUUCACGAAGCACUAGACGAGAUGUCAACUCCUCAAACGAAAAAGAACGACACGAUGCAAUCUUCAGAAAAGUGAGAGGCAUACUUAAUAAACUGGCCCCUGAAAAGUUUGACAAGCUAUGCCUUGAGCUCCUGAAUGUGGGCGUAGAUUCAAAGCUCGUCCUCAAAGGAAUCAUCUUGCUGAUUGUAGACAAAGCCCUUGAAGAGCCGAAGUAUAGUUCGCUAUAUGCUCAGCUAUGUCUGCGUCUGGCAGAGGAUGCUCCAAACUUUGACGGCCCAUCAACAGAGAUCCAGUCAUCACAAAAGCAGAGCACCACAUUCAGGAGACUUCUGAUAUCCAAACUUCAGGAUGAAUUUGAAAACCGCACCCGAAAUGUUGACCUCUAUGAUAAAACUGACAGCCCUCUCACCUCUGAGGAGGAAGAGCAGCGUGCCAUUGCCAAGAUCAAAAUGCUGGGCAACAUCAAAUUCAUCGGAGAACUUGGCAAACUCGAUCUCAUUCAUGAGUCUAUCCUUCAUAAAUGCAUCAAAACACUUCUGGAAAAGAAGAAAAGAGUCCAACUUAAGGAUAUGGGGGAGGAUUUGGAGUGCCUCUGUCAGAUAAUGAGAACUGUGGGGCCAAGACUAGAUCAUGAGAAAGCCAAGUCUUUAAUGGAUCAGUACUACGGCCGUAUGCGAUCCUUAAUGAACAACAAGGACUUGCCUGCUCGGAUUCGUUUCCUGCUUCAGGAUACCGUGGAGUUGCGAGAGAACAACUGGGUUCCUCGGAAAGCUUUUAUUGAUAAUGGACCCAAGACUAUCAACCAGAUCCGCCAGGAUGCAGUAAAGGAUUUGGGUGUUUUUAUUCCACAAAUGUCUCAAGGAAUUAGGACCGACUUCUUUCAAGAAAGUCCUUUCUUGCCGGCGAGAAUUAAACCAGAUCGAGAAACACUCGGGGGAUUAGCAGAUAUGUUUGGGCAGAUGCCAGGCAGUGGGAUUGGUACUGGCCCUGGGGUCAUUCAGGACAGGUUUUCCCCCACCAUGGGCCGUCGCACAAACCCUCUUUUCAAUGGUCAUGGUGGCCACAUGGCCCCUGCACCCCAGCCUUUCAUGAAAUCCAACCAGGGGCAGAAUCUGCUUUUCCAGAACCAGACUCAUUCAUCUCAGCAGCAAGCUCAGUCCAAGGAUAUGCCGCCACGUUUUAUUAAGAAAGGACAGCUGAAUGCUGAUGAGAUUAGCUUAAGACCUGCUCAGUCAUUCAUUUUAAACAAAAACCAAAUGCCGAAGUUGCAGCCGCAGAUACCUACCAUGAUUCCUCCAAGUGCUCAACCUCCACGCACAUCCACACCUCCGCUGGGACAGCCACCGCAGCUUGGCCUGAAAACCAACCCACCUCCAAUUCAGGAGAAGCCACAGAAGACGAUUAAGAAGCCACCUCCUGCGAAGGAGGAACUGCUUAAGAUGACUGAGAAUGUUGUGACCGCUUACUUGAGCAGCAAACACAUGAACGAUGCGGUCAAUGGGGUGCGAGAGAUGAAAGCUCCCAAACACUUCCUGCCGGAGAUGUUGAGUAAGAUGAUCAUGUGCUCACUGGAGAGCCCAGAUGAGGACCGAGAACAUGUCAGCACUCUGAUCAACAUGCUCCGGAUGGAGGGACUGGUCACAGGGGAGAACUUUAUGCAGGCUUUCCUCAAUGUUCUGGACCAGUGUCCUAAGAUAGAGUUGGAUGUUCCCUUGGUGAAGUCUUACCUGGCUCAGUUUGCUGCCCGGGCGAUCAUUGCUGAGCUUGUGAGCAUGGCAGAGUUGGCCCACCCUCUGGAGAACGGCACCCACUUUCCUCUUUUCCUCCUCUGCUUGCAGCAAAUGACCAAAAUGAAAGAUCGGGAGUGGUUGACCGACCUGUUCCAGCAGAGCAAGGUCAACAUGCAGAAGAUGCUGCCAGAAAUAGAUCAAAACAAAGAUCGUAUGUUGGAGAUUCUGGAGGGGAAAGGCCUGAGCUUCUUAUUCCCUCUGAUGAAGCUGGAGAAGGAGCUGCUGAAACAAAUUAUAGCAGAUCCUGCCCCGCAAACCAUCUACAAGUGGAUCAAGGACAACAUUUCUCCAAAACUGCACACUGAUAAGGGUUUCGUUAACAUUCUUAUGACCAGCUUUUUGCAGUACAUUAUCCAUGAGAUGUAUACCACUGAAAGUGAUGACCAAUUAUCUGCACCUACGAAAGAGCAGCUUGACCAGGAAAAACAGCUGCUACUUGGCUUCAAACCGGUGAUGCAAAAGUUCCUGCAUGAACACGUGGACCUUCAAGUCAGUGCACUCUACGCACUGCAAGUCCACUGCAACGCCCAUGCUUUCCCCAAAGGAAUGUUACUGCGCUACUUUGUCAACUUUUAUGAUAUGGAGAUAAUUGAAGAAGAGGCCUUCCUAGCAUGGAAAGAAGAUAUUGCCCAAGAGUUUCCAGGGAAGGGAAAAGCAUUGUUCCAGGUGAACCAGUGGCUCACGUGGCUGGAGACUGCGGAAGAGGAAGAGUCUGAGGAGGAAGCGGACUAA
Molecule: messenger RNA, 2680 nt
Organism: Carassius auratus (goldfish)
Lineage: Eukaryota; Metazoa; Chordata; Actinopteri; Cypriniformes; Cyprinidae
Product: eukaryotic translation initiation factor 4 gamma 2-like
Exons: 19
Coding region: 608-2680 (690 amino acids)
Cellular component (GO): eukaryotic translation initiation factor 4F complex
Molecular function (GO): mRNA binding; translation initiation factor activity; protein binding
Source: RefSeq, a predicted model, not a curated record